AUGUAUAGGAGUCUGGUUGGAAAACUCCUGUACCUCACACACUCUCGACUAGACAUUUGCUUCUCAGUGAGCUAUCUAUCGAGAUUUCUGAACUCUCCUAGUAAUGUACAUUUCACAAUAGCAAAAAGAGUAGUUAGGUAUAUAGCUGGAACAAGAAACUAUGGUCUGUGGUAUUCACAAGGUGAUGGUGGGAAGCUAGAAGCCUAUUCAGACAGCAACUGGGGAGGUUCUAUAUCAGAUUGCAAGAGCUCAUCUGGUGUUCUUCUUGGUCUAGGAUCCAGUGUUGUUUCAUGGAACUCGAAGAAGCAGGAAAUUGUGGCUCUCUCCACAAUAGAGGCCGAGUACAUUGCUGCGACUUCAGCAACCUGUCAGAUUGUCUGGUUCAGGAGAGUUCUGCAGGAGUGUGGGGUGCAAAUCAAGGGAGCAACUCCUCUGUAG
Messenger RNA from Dioscorea cayenensis subsp. rotundata (Guinea yam), 438 nucleotides. Its product is annotated as secreted RxLR effector protein 161-like. The transcript has a single exon. The coding region runs from base 1 to 438 and encodes 145 amino acids. The record is from RefSeq and is a predicted model, not a curated record. NCBI's taxonomy places the organism in Eukaryota, Viridiplantae, Streptophyta, Magnoliopsida, Dioscoreales, Dioscoreaceae.